Penicillium verhagenii is the source of this 1266-nucleotide messenger RNA. Its product is annotated as calcium/calmodulin-dependent protein kinase. The record is from RefSeq and is a predicted model, not a curated record. Gene Ontology annotation, biological process: protein phosphorylation. Bases 1 to 1266 code for a protein of 421 amino acids. NCBI's taxonomy places the organism in Eukaryota, Fungi, Ascomycota, Eurotiomycetes, Eurotiales, Aspergillaceae. The transcript is spliced from 3 exons. Gene Ontology annotation, molecular function: protein kinase activity; ATP binding.
AUGCCCAGCUAUCCUGGUCUGGAUCGUUGGCGCUUACUAGAGAAGAUUGGAGACGGUGCUUUCAGCUGUGUUUAUCGUGCAAGUGACACCAAAUCCGAGCAUAGCGAAGUCGCCAUUAAGGUUACGAAGAAAUAUGAAAUGAAAGAGAACCAGAAACAAAAAUUACACGACGAGGUGGAAAUCACACGCCAACUCAACCACGAUAAUGUGGUACGACUUAUCGACUCCUUUGAAUCGGUUCAAUAUCAUUAUAUGUUUUUGGAGCUUUGCCCUGGUGGCGAGCUAUACGACCAAAUAGUCAAGUUCGCGUCUCUAAGCGAAACCAUGAGUCGACAUGUCAUAAAACAAGUCGCAAAUGCCGUUGAAUAUCUUCAUGACGACAUGGGAAUCGUCCACAGAGACAUUAAGCCCGAGAACAUUCUCUUUUACCCGGUCCCAUCCACACCGCGCGCAGAAUCAAACCCCACCCAAUCAAAUAACGAAGAAGAAGCCGUCUCAAUCGCUGAUGUCGGCUCCAAUGAUAUCGGCCUGGUCAAGCUCGCCGACUUCGGCUUGUCCAAGAUUAUCUGCGGCGUCCCAGCUGCAACUCCAUGCGGAACCAUGAGCUACGCUGCCCCCGAAUUAUUCAGGAAACAUAAAUACACUACUAGCGUCGAUAUGUGGGCGUUGGGCUGUCUGCUCUUCACCAUGUUGGCCGGGUUCCCUCCCUUCUAUGACGAGGACCUUGACAUCAUGCGGCGUCAGAUCAUGCAAGGAGAAUACACGUUUGCAUCACCAAAGUGGGAUAAGGUUUCGGAUGGCGCAAAGGACCUCGUCUCGCGUCUACUGACCAUUAAUCCCGAAGAAAGACUCAGUAUCAAGGAGUGUCUUGAUCAUCCUUGGAUGCGGGAAACUGAAGACAAUGAAAGCAAGUGUACCAGUGCGGCUUCAUCGAUUAGCAGUAAGGAGUCUGAACGUCAAUUCGACUCGCCCGAUAAAACUCCCACUGUGGAGCACUCGCAAGCCGUUGCUGAGAAUGAACUCGGAAAUUCGUACCCCGAGACGCCCAAUAUUCGGGAUAUCUACAAUGUUGGGCAUUCCGUGCAGCGGGAGGCGCAUCAGAUGCAGCUAGAGCGGGAAUUGAAAGCUGGAAAGGCAUCGAAUGAAUCCAAGGGAGGGAAUAGCUUCGGCAAGACGGUUUCUGGGAUUUCUGCGCUUUCAAAUCUUAACCUUAACAACAGCAAGUUACUUGAGAAGAGGAGGAUGCGACCUGAUGGUGGUGGUUAA